Messenger RNA from Protopterus annectens (West African lungfish), 15956 nucleotides. RefSeq names its product zinc finger ZZ-type and EF-hand domain containing 1 (gene ZZEF1). Gene Ontology annotation, biological process: regulation of synaptic plasticity; protein ubiquitination. NCBI's taxonomy places the organism in Eukaryota, Metazoa, Chordata, Ceratodontiformes, Protopteridae. The record is from RefSeq and is a predicted model, not a curated record. Gene Ontology annotation, molecular function: ubiquitin-like protein ligase activity; zinc ion binding; calcium ion binding. Gene Ontology annotation, cellular component: postsynapse.
GUUUUGGGUAAUAACUCCAUUGUUUUCAUAGAAAUACGUAAAUAAACUAAUUCCAAAGUUACGCCUACGGUUAGAGCUCCUGCCAUUAUCAGUAUCUCUCCAGGUUAAUUCUCUACUUCGUCUAGGUCUGAUACUACUGGUUAUUAAAUAUCAAGACUGGUAGGUCAUCCAAAAUUAACAGCCAUAAACACUAACUCUUGUAUAAGUAACAUUUAAUACGAAAAGUAAAAGCUUCAAAAAUAUAACUGGAAACAUUAAAUAUAAAUCAACUAACAGUUGUAAAAAAAAAAAAAACACUCAAUACAGGAAGUCUUUACGACACCAGACUCCGCCACAUGGUAAACCUUCUCCAAUUAAGAGUCGCGGUGUGUGUUGACGGUAAUCUGUCAGUUGAAGUUGACAGGAGAGGAAAAGGGGAAAGUUGUAAGGUUGCCGUAAAGAAGAGUGAAUACCGGAACACUUCCUAGUGCUGACGCCGCCCGUGGUUUUGGAAACAACCAGGAGGUUGUUGAGAGGACCUCCGAGGCUGUUGUCAUUGCUGAAGUCUUUGCGAUGGGUAACACCAACAGUAACAGUAGUGGGGAUGAGGAGGAAGUAGAAGUUGGUAGCAGCGGAGCGGUAGCAGCAGAUGGUACUGCAGUUUCACCUACUGUUGUUGCCAGCACAGAUGGGUCUGCACUAAAUACCGGCCUGCCCAGUUCGGAGGUGCUACUGUCACAGUCUGUGCUGCGUGAAACGGCUGCUCGGCUUAAUGAUGUAGUGGCAGCUGAAUCUGCCGUGACCCGCAAUCACAGCGCCUUGAUCCGCUGGCUGGAGGAGAGACAUACCCGUGGGGAAGAGGUUAUUACUCAGGAGCAGUACUGCGAGAUGUUGGAGAACCGGUCCUGCACCAGGGAGGAAUGUGAAGAGUCUUUUGCACAGUUUGAUGCGGAAGGUGAUGGCAUUGUUGAUGUAGAGAACAUGUUGGAAGCCUUAAGAACCUCCACUGGAGCCAAUUUGCAAGGCGAGUUAAGCCAUGUGAUCCGCCAGUUACAGGCAUGCUCUCUUACUCCAGGUUUCGUUGACAUAUUUUCAAAAUCUAAGGAAGAGCUCAGGGUCCAUGCUGCCAAGAUUCUGAAGUUUCUCCACCGUAACAGGAUUUCUAGUAAUGCUGUUCCUUUCCCAAUGCUGGAUGGCUACAACAAUAUACAUACUAUGCGCUCUUCUGUGAUGAAAGACUAUUUGGAGCAAAUUUUGCAGAAAGAAAAUGAUCUGAAUAUUGAGAAGUCUGGUGAUGCCAAAGCGAGCUGUGGUUUGGAUCAAGUUAAAAUGAUAAACAAAUGUUUCAGACGUAUUGAAACAUCUUCUAACUGUGGUGAUAUAGACCGGCUAACAAAUGGGGAAACUUCAUCUUUCUGGCAAUCAGAUGGCAGCGCUCGUUCUCACUGGAUACGGUUGCGGCUCAAACCAGGGAUUAUACUGAGACACCUAUCUUUUGCAGUGGCAGCUGGUGAUCAAAGUUACAUGCCGCAGCAGGUUUCAGUGACUGUUGGAAAACAUCCUAAUCGUCUUCAUGAAAUCCGUGAAAUCCACAUCCCAAGCAAUGUGACAGGCUAUGUGACUUUGCUAGAAAAUGCCAGUAUCAGUUUUCCAGUUGUACAAAUAAACAUCAAACGUUGCCAUAGUGAUGGCUGUGAUACAAGGAUCCAUGGGCUGCGAACUGUAGGUUACAUAGCAACAAAGAAACAGAAACUGUCUGUGUCCGAUGCUUCAGCAAUAUGGUACCUAUCUUUACUGACCUCAUUGGUGACUUCUUCAUUGGAGACUAACCCUGCAUUGGGUCAGACUGUAAUACAGAAUACAAAAAAAGCCCUACAGCAUAUGCCCCCACUUAGUCUGACACAGGCAUCUGCAGAAUUUCCUAACUUUCUUUCGACUAAUGUUUUGGAAGAAGUGGACAGUUUCCUCACAAGAAUUGUCUGUUGCUGUGUUAUUCCUGACGUUGAACUAACUUUGCUGGCUUUUGCUCUGGCUAGAGGCAGUGUUGCCAAAAUAUUAAGUUCCCUUUCCAUCAUCUUUGAUCACCUGGACACUGAGUACAAGGCAUUUUCAUUGAUCAAGUCUAUGGAGACUGUUCGACAAAACCUUCUUUUUAAAUAUGGUAAAGCCCUUAAUUUGACACUGCAAGCAUGCGAUGUGAAAGGAAAAGAAGAGAAGUCUGGCCCAGAAAAUUUAUUGUUGGAUCCUGGCACAGGAGAUGGUUUUCUUUCUGAAACUGGAAAGAACAGAGCAAGUAUUAUUUUUUCAACAGGAACAGACUCUGCACUCCAGGUUACCCAGCUACGGUUGAGGGUCCGCAAAGGAGGUAUAGGUGCUAAAUGUGGCCUUGUAUUUGCAUACAAUCAUGACUCUAAGGGAUUUCAGGCAGAAGAGCACUUUAAAAGAUUUGAAAAAUAUGACACUUGGAAACUGCCAGAACUGAAGGAAUUUAUGAAGGACAGAACCAGUUCAUCAGAUAUCCUUGGGGAGGAUGAUCCUGUGGGUUGGUUUGAGACUGAAGAAGAUUGUGAUGAAAUAGAUGUUCGUAUAACACCAUGUCAAAUUGCAAAGUAUUUGAUGGUAAAAUUCCUGUGCACACGUCAAGAUUCAGCAGAACGUCUUGGAGUUCAGAAUCUCUCCAUCUUUGGGUAUCUCAGACCAUUUGUGGGCAAGGAUGUACAGGUCAUCAUCCCAAAGUGUGAAAAGAACAAGGACGGUACUGUGAGUGGAGCUGCUCUCCUACUGAAUGGACUCAUCUUUGUUCAGCAGCUGACAUUAGACUUGGUACAACAGAAUAGCACCAAGGAAAAGCAAAAAUUAUUCCUGGAUUUCUCUGGCCUUAAUAUAAGACUGUUUUGGAAUUUUUACAAGAAACUUCAGGAAAAUGCAAGAGAAGAAUGCAUCCAAGCACAAACUGUACUUUUAAAGUUACUUCAGAACUGUUGUUCUUUAUCCUCUGGCUCAGACCAGUCUCUGCUGUCUGAAGAGUCUACAGGGAGUGAACAGUCAUCGCUAACUGAAUUGGGACAGGAGUUUUUUAGGCACCUUUGUGAAGUGGUUGAUAGUACAGAUGAAGAGUCUGAUUCUCUGAAGGCUCUUAAGGAAGAAGUUACAAAUACAGUACUCAAUGGAGCAGCCAUCUUUUUCCCAGAUCAACAGACUCGACGGGACAGACUCUUCAACUUGUUGAAUGUUGUUGUUGUUGAAAAGAAUCAGUCCCCAUCUGUGCAGCUGACUUUCAGGUCCUUGUGCAAUUAUUUCAGUGCUCAGGAUCCAAGUGGUCUCUUGCUUUUACCAAAGAAGGGAAUUCCUUCAGAUUUUGAGAUGAAACCAGUUCUAACAGUUAUGGAAAACUUGUUGUCAGCAGCUACUGGAGAGUGUAAAAUGAUGAUGAAAGAUGCUUCACAACAGGAAAAUGGAACAAUCUUGUCUUCAUUAUUCUGGGCAGUACAGGGAAGCUUCUUGACUUGGUGCUACUUGCAACUCAAAGUCACAGACACUGAGGCUCCACGACAAGCACGGGAUCUUCUUGUGAAAUAUGUUGAACUCUUUUUGUCCAGUACCAGAACAACUCUUAAGAAACUCAUGGAGAACUAUACAGGAAAUGACAUAAUGGAAAAGUUGAAGAGCUCUGUUCUUGCCAUGGCAGCACGUCAGUUGGUCAUCUUCUUAAUGGACUUCAGUUUAAUUGAUAUUCCUCAUGGUACCUUGCUUGAGGUCUUCGCUCCUUUCUCAGAGGUUCUUAAAGAUUUGUGCAGUAAUUCAGGAGAAAAUUUUGCCAAGCUAGAUAUGGAGAAUUGGAAACAAUCCCAGGAGCCCAUUGUAUUACGCACAUGGACAGUAGAAUCCUCUCACAACUAUGCAAACAAUUGUCAUGAGACAACUGUUUUUACAUUUCCUGGAGCAACAUAUUUUGAGGUGGAUUUUGAUGAAAAAUGUGCAACUGAGAAAAGGUACGAUUACUUGGAAUUCACUGAUGCCAGAGGAACAAAAGUUCGCUAUGAAAGCAAGGUGGGCACAGAAAAAUGGCCCAAGAAAGUGACCUUCAAGGCUGGUCCACGACUGCAGUUCCUGUUUCACUCUGAUAGCAGUACUAAUGAAUGGGGCUACAAGUUCACGGUGACUGCCUAUGGCCUUCCUGAUGUUGUGGUUUCGUGGGGCUCUGACCUACUUCUGCUUGUCUCCAAAUUAAUGGGGCGCUUGGCAUCCAGAAUUAUGUCAUUGAAAUCCACUUGUGAGCUGAGUGGUGUCACUGAACCUUUACCUGCAAACAUGAACAUCCUUGUUAAUUCUCCUCUAUGGAAGCCUGUCUUUCAACACGGUUUAUUUAAGGAGCACAGUCCUGACUUGCCAGUCAAUGAUCUUAGCUGUCUCUCCCCCAAGAGUAAACAGAGUCAAAGCUCUUCAGACAGUGAUAUCUUUAACAUCCUUAUGGAGUUUGCUAAAUGGGACCCUUCUCAGAAUACCUCUAGUACGAUGUGUGACCUGCUGAAGACCUUAGUUCAGAUGUGCAAGAAACAGACAUCUUGCAGGUCGGAUCUUGUUGAAGGCUGUAAAAUUGACCAAGCUGUGAAUGCAGCAUUUGCUGCUUUGGUAUAUCAUGUACCAGAUCUACAGAGGGCACUGAAGGGCUAUGUGGCCAGUGGAGGUCAGCUUAGUAUCAGUGAUGAACUUGUACAAGCCUAUUCACUUGCUGAAGGGAUCAGAAUUUGGAUGCUGGAAGUGAAACAGAAAUCUCUUCAGGAAAAGGUGAAUGAAAGUAAGGAGAAACAUGAUAUUGAAGAAAAAGAGAUGAGCCCAGAAAACCUUGCUAAAACUUGCAUACAGAAAAGCAUUUUGCUGCUCUGUUUUUCACCUGUUGGAAGAAAAAAAGCCAAGCCUCAUUCCAUUGAUAUAGAAAGACAACCACAGAAAAGUGGAGUAUCCCAGGACAACUUUGAUGCAGCAUCAGAUGGUGAUUUUCAGGUGCCUGAUUCUGUACAUUUGAGCAAAGCAGGUGAUUCUAGCACGUCAAGUAAACUGGCUGCUUCAGUGUCUGUAUCAGGUGAGCAAAGUCAGAAAGCAGACACGGACAGAAAAACUGUGUUAAAAUCUGAAUGCACUCAUGUAUCAUGCAAGCUCCCUUCCAAAGCAUCAGCAGUAUCCUACAGUAGAACAUCAUCUGAAAGCAUGGGAACACAUUCGGAGCCAUCUUCUCCUGCCACCCCAACCCUCAGAUCUGCUUUGGGUAGAGGAUUAUUUAGAUUGCUGUCACACAAAUCAGUGGAAGAACCUAAAGCCAUUCUCACAGUUAAAGUGAAGUAUCCCAUACUGAAGAACAUCUUGGACUUUAUAAAGGAUCAGUCAGUCUCCUGUGAAAAUGUCUUGCAAGUCCUUUCUUUAAAGAAGGCCCAAGCCAUCAGCGUUCAUCAAGUGCUAAAAGUAAUACGUCUUCAUUUGGAGACUCUGGGACAACCUCAUCUACUUCAGGCUCCUUGUGUGGUGUUUCUGUUGGAGCUCCUGACUUGUCAGAAAGACUUUACAAAUUAUUUUGGACACCUGGAGGGUUGCGGCCCCCAGCUACAUAAAGAUAUACGAGAGUCAUAUUACCAGCUUGUGCUGUUACUGGUUCAUGCUGUACGAAGCUUUAAUGACUUGGAUGAUAGGUCUUUACUUCCUGCCCUAUCUUGUGUGCAGACAUGCCUGUUGCACCUGUUGGAUAUGAGUUGGGAGCCUUCAGAUCUUGCAUUCUUCAUUGACAUUAAACUAGCUGACCUCCUGCUGACCAUGUCCCAGGAAAACAUUAGCAGUCAUGAUAGUGCAAUCUGUCAGUGGACCGAAGAGGAGGAGAUAACCGACUACGAUCAGAAUACUGAAUGGAUGGACGAGUGCCAGGAUGGGAUGUUUGAGACAUGGUAUGAAACAAUUGCCCAGGCAUCACCAGAGAUACGGAGGAAGAUGCACAUGUUCAUUGCUCGAUACUGUGACUUGCUAAAUGUUGAAAUCUCCUGUGAUGGUUGUGACAAAAUUGCCCCUUGGCACCGCUACCGCUGCCUUCAAUGCAAUGAUAUGGAUUUGUGUAAAACCUGCUUUUUGGGUGGAGUUAAACCUGAAGGACACGAAGACAGUCAUGAGAUGGUCAAUAUGGAGUAUGCGUGUGAUCAUUGUCAAGGACUUAUUGUGGGCCGUAGAAUACACUGCAACAUCUGUGAUGAUUUUGAUCUGUGCUUUGGUUGCUACUCAGCCAAAAAAUACCCAGACAGCCAUGUGCCAACCCACAGUAUAACAGUCUACCCGAUGGUGACCAUUCGGAUCAGUGACCGCCAAAGACUCAUCCAGCCAUAUUUGCAUAAUUAUUCUUGGCUACUCUUUGCAUCACUAGCACUUUACGCUGCUGACUUGGCAAACAAAAAGGAGGUAGAUGGAGAACCACUAGAAGCUGGCACAAUGUCUAGCACAAAAGCACUACAGCGACACUGUAUAGACCUGAUUGCAGACUGCCUGCUUAAGGCACAGCAGGGCAAAGGUUUACGAGCUUCUGCACUCUUGUUUCUUCUUCCGGUAAGCGAACCUGUUUUAGAUGCCAAAGCUGCAACUACCAUUACUUCUACAGAAGAGAAAACAGAAGUGUGUAAAGAUUUGGAUAGCAAAGCAGCUUCCAACACUGCUGGUAGUUCAGAUGAUGCUCUCUUUUCCACUGUCAGCAAGGAAGAGAAGAGCAGCAGACCACCACCUUCUACAGAAAACACUCUUGACGCUGUGACAAAUGUACCUGCCAAUGAAUCUGUCAAAGCUGGCCCAAUAUCUGAGGUGCCAGCAGAAGAAAAGGCAGAGGCAAAGGUGUUAGCUCCCACCCAGGAACAGGUGUUUGCCGAGUAUUCUCAGGAGAGGAUUUUGGGAUUGCUUGCAGCUAUGUUACCACCUCCAAAACAGGGUUCUUCAUUUCCCUUGAUAAAUUUGGAGCAGAUUCUUCCCUUACUUUUCCAAGUUGUGAUAUCCAAUGCAGGCCACCUGAAUGAAACCUAUCACUUGACAUUAGGACUUCUUGGAAAACUGCUGCUGCAGAUCUCCCCAGCAGAUGCAGAUGCUGCAGUAACCGUAGCUCUGUCUGCAAAACAUUCUCUCUUCAGUGUUGGAGAUGGGGUUCACAUACAAGAAGGCUGGAAGACUACACAGCUUUUGUUUAGCCUUGGAGCAGUCUGCUUGGACAGCCGAGUGGGUUUGGACUGGGCAUGUUCCAUGGCUGAUAUUCUCCGAGAUCUGAACACUAGCCCUAGAUGGCGUGAAGUGAUGGCUGCUUUCACAGACCACUGCAUCAAACAUUUGCCUUUCCAGCUGAAUCGAACUAACAUAUUUACUCUCCUUGUACUUGUUGGAUUUCCUGAGGUCCUUUCUAUGGGAAGCCUCUCUGUUUACAUGGACAAUGCAGAUGAACCUCAUAAUGUAAUCAUCUUAAAACAUUUCACUGAAAAGAACAGAGCUGUUGUGGUUGAUACGAAGACCCGAAAGAGGAAAACAGUGAAAGAUUACCAGUUAGUCCAGUUUUGCGAAGAUGAGGGCAAGGAUAUGCAAUCAAAGGAGCAAGGCAAAACUCAGAACCAACUCAAGCAGUACGUCCAGCAAUUUGUAUUUAUUAUUAGUCAUUUACUUCAGACCAACAUGGACUGCAGUUAUACAGAGGCUGUAGAGGCAACCUGGGUUCUGGCAUUGGCACUGAAAGGACUGUACAACAUACUCAAGACACAUGGAGUCGAAGAGAUUCAGUCUGCAAUUUUGCAGUCAGGUUUGAUGAAAUUGCUGGUGAAGAAAUGCAGCAAAGGAACAGGCUUUAGUAAGACAUGGCUUCUUAGAGACCUUGAGAUAACUCAUGACGCUUUAAAUGCCCCAUUGCAUAUUCUUCGAGCUAUGUAUGAAUUACAGAUGAAAAAAACUGAAUCUUUUUUUCAGGAAGUUCAGAAGCGGUUUGAUGGAAAUACAAUCAAUGUAGAUGAGACUAUUCGGACUCUUGCACAGAAAUGGCAGCCAAGCAAGCGUUUGAGGUCAGAGGAGAGCAGUGGUAAAGCAGUGGACACAGACAUGAUCAUCGUUCCUUGUGUUUCAAAACCUGUACCCUGUGAAAAAGCAACAGAAGAAACAAACCCAGUGACUCAGAAACUUGUAACAAACACAGAAAGUGACCUACAGCUCAGCUGUGCCAAACAGCGCCGCACAAAGAGUUCAAUGCUCCUACACAAAGAACUGGACACACGCAAUAAGAAGUCUAUCAGAGAAUAUUUAUUCAAAGUGAAUGAGGCCAUUGCAAUCCUUUAUGCAAGGCAUGUAUUGGCCUCCUUGUUAGCGUACUGGCCCAGUGGAGUAGCAGUGACUGAAGAAGCACUGGAACUUACUGGAGCUUCUCAUAUGGCCUACAUCUUAGACAUGUUGAUGCAGCUGGAAGAGAAACAGAUGUGGGAACAAAUCCUGAAGAAACUGCUGCAAGGGUGCAGUGAAAGUAUGCUUGACACAUUGGCUUUGACAGCCUGCCAAUUUAUGGAGGAGCCAGGUAUGGCAGUCCAAGUAAGGGAAUCGAAGCACCCAUAUGACAACAACACAAACUUUGAGGACAAGGUUCAUAUUCCUGGAGCACUGUACCUUUCUGUGAAGUUUGAUCCUGGUUGUAACACAGAGGAAGGUUGUGAUGGUUUACUGAUGUCAAGCAGCAGUGACUUCAAGCAAGAUGAGCAUAGCUUCAGUGGCUCAUCACAAAAGUGGAUAGACUUUGAAAUUCCUGGAGACACCUUGUAUUACCGUUUCACUUCCGAUAUUAGCAACACAGAAUGGGGCUACAAGUUUACAGUAUCUGGAGGUCACCGUGGAAGGUUUCAAACAGGCUUUGAAAUCCUGAAGCAAAUGUUAUCAGAUGAGAGAGCUCUUCAGCAUCUCCAGUUAAAAGAUAUCUGGGAGUGGCAAGUAGGUGUGGCUUGCCACCAGACAGGAUUCCAGCGUCUGAAAGCCAUUCAUUUGCUUUUGAGAAUUCUGCAGUGUCCUCAAAGCAAUUGCAACUUGAUCUUGCUGAAACCUCUCUGGCAACUUUUUACAAACAUGGAAAGUAGUUUGUGCCAAGAGUCAAACAACACUGGGAUCCUUCUACCACUACACAGAGCACUGACAGAACUGUUCUUCAUUGCAGAGAACAAAGCUUUGGAACGUGGAUGUCUGCAGGAGUACCUGCUAGCCCUGACAACAGAGGAUCAUCUUCACCGUUGCACUGUGCAGGCAGUUAAAAGUAUUGCUGCUAUCAGCCUUGCUAUAGACUACGAGAACAAAGCCACUGAGUUGUUGAGUGCAUCAUCCUGACUUUUACUUGGACCUGCUGUAAAUGGCAAGGCUGGUAAUUGUGCCUUUGAGCAUGCUGUUGGCUGAGUCCUGUGACUGGUGGUUCCUGCAUAUGAGAAUUCAAUGUCAGUGAAACAUUACAAGUUGCACCACCCUCUUCUACUGGACUUAUAUUCACUGAUGAUCUUUUGUGACAAAAUAUAAUCAAGGCAAAUUUUUUAACUCUGUCCCGUCCCCAUCCCACCCUCCAAACAGUAGGUACUGGCAGUGAAAUUAGACUAAAAAAAAAAUAUAUAUAUAUAUAUAUAUAUAUAUAUAUAUAUAUAUAUAUAUAUAUAAAUAAUGAGGGCAAGUGCACUGAGCAUUUUACACAACUUUCUAAAACAAUCUAGUUUCUUUUUUGUAAAACCACUACUAUCAUUUUUGACACAUGGAAAUACAGUAACACAUUCCAAAAUAUUAUAUUCUGUACAUAUUGAAAGUAAGGCUUUUCUCAGUAAAAUAGGGCAUAUCUAUAUAUUCUAGAUCUGAUAAAAUGCAGGUUCCCUCUAAAUGGAGGGUGUUGGUCUUCUCUGCAGCAUGUCUAAGGAUCUCUCAUUUUUGUGUAAGAGAACACAUGGCCAUUGUGUAAGCAUUGUGUCAGCAGCAUUUUCUUAACCAAAGAGACUUUACACCACCUGUCACUGUCUAUUGAAGUACUCAUCUGCUGGCUGAAAUGGCAGAGUGAUGGUACAGCCAUUAAGGCACUGUAUUCUUUGACAUAAUUUAAGCAACUACCUCUUUCCCCUUUCAAAGCUGCAUUCCACAUACCAUAAACUGACAAAGAAUAUAAUUUAAGUGUUGAAAUGUUGUAUAACAGCUCUUGUGAUGCCUUCCUUCACUGUUUUGGGUUGUUACUGAACGUGUUUUAUUGCAUGUUCAGCCAUCAGAGGUUAGUGCACUCUAUGCAAAAUGAAGCAUGUGUUCCAUACAGUCUAUGAUGGUCUGCAUUGAUUGACUGAUUGAUCACCAUCUAAAUAUGUACAUGAAAAUAUUUAAUGCAUUGUUUUGGUUCAUUACAUUUUACAUUACAGAAUUUUGCUGUCAGAGGUUAUUAAUGAGUUUUUUUUUUCUAUUUCAUUGUAGGCAGUGAUGCAGGUAAUCUAAAAUUAUUUUGUUAUAUAUUGCUGAAACGACACUAUCAAAAGUGCUGUUUAUUUAAAAAGUAUAUAUAAUAUAUAAGAAUCAGUAAAUAAAAGUGCUAAAAUUUUGUUUGGAACAUUUUUAAAUGCUUUUGUCCUUGGCUGUGUGUCAAGACAGUUUUAAGUGUAUAAAGAUUGUUUCAAUUCAUUUUAGCUGAUUAAAGCCUUACUAGUUUGUGCAGAAAUGUUCUGUAUUAUCAGUUAAUGUUGCUUUUCAAAUUCAGACUCCAUAGCUGUAUUCUUGAAGUGGCUUCUUGCACACAAUGCUGGCUGUUACUUCCUCUGGUGUAGUGUUCUGCCAGCAUAUGCAGACAUUGCUUCUUCCUUAGACAUGACUACAGCUUUGCUGUGUCAUUUGUUAAUGACUGUCAAGAUUGUUUGCUUUGAAAUUGCAUCCCAGAUGAUGUCUUAGUGUGCUGAGUAGAAAGCACCUUUGGUGCCUUUGAGAGAUUUUCAUGAAAAAUUAGUAGAAGUCUUUUGCAAAAUAGACCUUGAUUCCUGCCAGUUGAAAUCCUAUGCCUAGCUCAGAGCCCAUUUUUGCCUGACAAAGUACAACUAUCAUUGGCUGUCAGAGAAGCAAACUAAUCAUAGGUAAUUAGAAAUAUAUAUGAGGAAGAUAGCUUUUUUUUCAGAAGGCUGUACAGAGGGUCUAUAUAAUUUAACUAAAAAAACUUGUAUUACAAAACCCAAACGAUCUCAUGAUGGGUCUAGUCACUUUCAGCAUGUCUAAGCUUUAAGUUAAUAAUUCUUAUGAAUUAGUACUGUUUACAUGUUAAUUUCAGACAUGCUUCUAUCAUGGUUCUUCAUUUUUGUAGUGUGACUCUGCUUUGCCACGUAGUUUAACAAAGAUAUCUACUCUCAGGUCACAAAAACUAUUCAGGUUGUCUGAUAACAGUAAGUGUCAUUUUUGCAAGCAUCAACGUGUGACAUUGUAUUAUAUUGUCUGUGUUUUGCUCCAAAGAGUCUUGAUGUAUUGUUAUUUAUAAGUGCCUUAUCAUCCCUAACGAAAUCAGGAUUUUAUGUUGUGUUCUGAAAGUAAAAAUGAAGAUUAACAAAGUAAAGCAUUUUAAAAUGAGUUUUUAUUCAGAAUUCCAAAGUGGUUCUCUGUAAGAGUACAGGGUUACAGCUUUGAUAAUUCUAAGCUGCCCAUCUCUUUUUCUACAGUUUAAUAUGUUGACUUUUCUCAGGUUUUGGCUUAUAAACUAACAAUUCAUUUUUAACUAAUUUUUUGUAAAGAUAUACUUUGAGCUAGGGCUGCUUUUUUAGAUUUGUUACAGAAGCAGGGUCACGUCUGAUUUUAUUUUGGGAUGCAGAUGUAGUUGUCAUGGUUUUGAUGCGCUGAGCUUUCUGUGAUAGCUCUUUAAGUCAUGCUGGUAAUUUAAUAAAUGAGGAAAAUGCUUUUUGUUUGUGUAUUCCCUGACUCCCUCCCACCCCCACCAUCAUUUUUAAUAAAGAAAAUAGCACUGUCUUAAAAUGUUUUGAUUGCGAGGAGCAGACAAAUUGUCCAUGUUGAACAGGCAAAUUAAUACAUCUGCUAGCAUACUUCUGAAGUCCAACAUUGAGGUAUGUGACUCAUAUGAGGUGAGAAGGUAGAGACCAAUUACAUUUUAAACUAUAAAUACUUUAAAUGAUUUUUAAUGUUUUAUUAACUACAAACAAAGAUUAGUGAAUGUAAUGAUACUGUGUUUUGCACUUUGUUUCAAGUUUGAUCACGUGGAUGUGCCUAGUUUGUAACACAUUGCACUACAUUUUUUUAAGUCAUCCUAAACAGUUUGCUCAAUGCUUCCCCUUUUUGCGCCCCUUCCAGGGUGAGAGCUAGGCAUCUCCCAUACUGGACGAAAGACAAGCGCCCCAUUUUUUUCCCACCUGAGGGACUUUAUUAAACGCAUUCAGUCCCCUGGAAAGUCAUUAGGGAAUGAACCAGAUACUGAUCCCAUAAAGGUCUUGUGAACUCAGUGGAGGGUACUGGUAUACAUUCAUUUGAUCGGCCGGUGGAUGGCCGAUCGUAAAAUGUUCAAAAGCAGUGCAGCAAAUUCUCAUAAUUGCGAACGCAAUUGCUGCGUAACGCAAAAUACCCCCCUUCCUUUGACCCAUUGUAGCACUUAUUUAGGUGGUAGAGCAGUUGGAAAUGUCGCAUUCGGUGUUUUGUAAGAUAUUCUGACCGUUUGCCACUGAGAAAUUCGACAUUUACAGUCGGUGUUAUACCCAAUUGAGGAAGGUUUGGUCGCUCAAAUGAGUGUAUUCUGAGGCUACUACAUUGGGGGAGGAGAGAGUUGUGCUUCCAUAUAUUCCUACUGCCUCAACUCAUCAGUGCACACACCAUUGCAACAGCACAGGCUUGCAUGACUUUUUUUUCCACAGAUGAUUGCCCAUCUACUCUAUAUGUUGCUAAAGUGGCAGGCAUAGCUGUCUCCUUCCACCUGGUAUAGGGUGCUCAGUCUCAUUUGUGUGCUGCUAGCCAAACAGGCUGCAUGUAUUAUAGGACUUCAUCCCUCUCUGUCACUGGGCCAGGCUUCAAGUUUUAUAUGAAAACGUUGUGAAAUGUGUCCUCCAACCAUAUUACAAACCUGAGCAUGUAUUUAUACAUCUUUUCCUCUCUACGCUGUAGUAUUUUUGUUUUCUGAACUGCAGCAGUUAAGAUAGGGCAGACAUUUAGCUGCUGUUUCCUACUUAUUUCUCGUAAAUAAAACUGAACUAGUGAAAGCGGCAGCAAUCAGGAAUAUAAAUUCAACUUAAAAGGAAUAGGGAAUAGGGCAGUAGAAUUUCAACAAGGAAUUUUGAACCACUCUAUUAUUGCAGUACCUGAGUGCUACCUUAUUUGUGGAUCAUUUUAAUUCAUAUGCAGUAUAUUUUUUGUUAUGAAUAAUGGAUGGUAACAAAACAAAAAUGAAAAUGCAUAUAGCCAAAGAAAUAUGCAAAUUGCCGGAGGAGGAAGAAAUGGACAUAGUAAAGUAACUAAUAUGACAGCCAGUACCACUGAUGGAUUAGUUAAACACCCCUAAGAAAACUUUAAAUUUAUCACUUAGUAAAUAUGUGCCACUGUGGCGGUUAAAUUGUUGGCUUUACUUAACUGUUUGUGCUUUGCAAGUGUAACUGUUCAGUGUCUACUUGUUUUAUUUUACUUGUACAUGAAAUUAUCUGAAAGUUAAGAACAAGACACUGAUCAGUUCACUGUCUCUGUGUUUGCAGUUUGCAAAUAUGAGCUGAUUUAGUUUGAAAGCAUUACAAGGUAGUCAUGAAGCUAAAGAUUUCCUUUGACUGUUUUGAGUCAAGGUUCUCAUCUGUGAUAUGUAUAAUAAAUCUAUAUAUACUUUUACACUCAAAAUACAGAUUAUAGAUGCAUACUCCAUCAUCUGCGCUUUCCUCAUCUCUCUCAACAAGUAAACCCUUUGAUUGUGAAAGAGGGCUCCUAAUGUUUUUGUAUUUAGUUUGUGUUUUGUUUGUACGCACGACUUCUGAUGUGCGUAUUAGUAUUCUAAGAAAAAAAAAUCUUUUAAAUAUGCACCAACAAUCCUUGGUUUACUUGGAAAUUCACUGUUGUAUUUUUAAAUCACUGUGCAUCAACCAUGUAUGCAAAGCAUUUAACGUUUUCCUGAGUCCCAUUUUCUUCCAUAUUAUAUAUUAUAAAGCAAUAUUCUAUGAUUUCUCUUUCCAUGUCAUGUGUUGUACAGUAUGCUUGUCUCUGCUCUUACUAAGCAAGGUAUGCUAUGAUGCGUUGGCAUUUUUCAUGAUCAUCCCAUGAAAAUGCUAUAUAGUUAAGAGUCUUCCUCAGUGUCAGAGAUAAAUAUCUGUUUUGUCCUUUGUUGACCAGGUAAACCCAUUAUGUGCAAUUGCCUUUCUUCAGGGAUGACCCUGUUUUGCUCUCUAGUUAACUAAUUUGCUCGGAGUCACACCUUAUUUGUGAGUUUGUACUGCUGUUUGUGUUCAGUUUUGCUUUUCUUUGUACACUUCAAAUGUUCAAGAUAGUAUUUUGAAGAAUAACUUUUAUUUUGUCUUCAUUUCUACAUUCACUGGAUUUAAGUGGAAACUGUUGGAUUAAAACUUAUACUUAAAAUAACUACAAGUUGUAUCUAGUUAAUAGUUCCUCAAAUUAAACCACUUGGCCAUUUUGCCAACACUGAAAUAUUUGUCAGAAUCUUUUUCCAUGCUGCUUAUUUAUUUAUUUCUUUGUGUCUAUAUCAAAACAGCGAACGCUAUUCUGUCGAACUAUAAAGUUCGAAAGCCAAAAAUGUCGAAGUCACGAAUCAGCUAAUUUUUUCCCCAAGGAAAAAAUUUGCUGCUCCAAAAUAUAUAUAUAUAUAUAUAUAUAUAUAUAUAUAUAUAUACACACACACACACACAAAUUGGGGGGCUUCUCCCCCCACACCCCCGAUGUGGGGUUAUGUUUCCCCCACACACACCCAACUUAAGUAUACAAACUCCGAGAUCGCACCACAGUAGACAAAACAGCGAAGUCCCGAGAAAGGCCCAAUCGCUGGUCCGUGACUUUGACAUUCUCAGCUUUAGAACUUUGCAGUUCGACAGAAGAGCGUUUGCUAUUUUCAAUGUUCGCUCUUCUGAUAGGGAACCAUUUCUUUAAAUAAGGAAGGCAUUGGUAACUUACUGACUUAGUUUCUAUCUGCCCUGUGUGCUUUUUGUAAUGUUUGGCACUUUAAAGCUGGUUAAAACAAAGUUGGAAGACUGUUUAGAAGUGGAAUUGAUAAGAUGUAAAUUUCUUUCUAGUUGUUAUCUUUGAAUAUUUAAUAUCUGUUGUCCAAAUACAGUUUUAUAUGUCAUUUAGGGAUUUGUAGUUGCCAUAUGGCCAGUUUUGUUUGGGAGCAGAACAUAGGGAGAUAGAUUUUGUCUGCACUCCAUUACAAAGCCAAUUAAUUGUUCUACGUUGUCAUCAUUAGGAAUGGCAUAUUUAUCACUGUUUCACAGACAGUGUUAAGACAACCCAUAAAUUACCUGUACAGAGGAGUGGAAAGAAGCAAAGCUGCCAACUUAACAUCCCAGUCUGCAGCAGCCUAUUUGGAUUUGCUUCAGUCAAAAUAAUAAACAUUUGUCAAGAGUCAGUGCACUUCAAUGCAUGCUUAUCUGUAGCUGAUUUGGGGUGUAGGUAGCUGGAUUGAUUGUAACUUGGCAAAAACUGCACUUACAAAUUUUGACAGCCAGCAUCAAGUACAUUAAUAAUUUUUUCCUAACCCACAAUUGUGGCGUGAACUCACACAUGAUUAUGUCAAUUAAGGGACUGUGUCAUCUGUAUGGAUAUAUGUGGGGGCAGAUAAACAGUUUUGUUUAUUGGUCAGUGUGUAAUUUUGGCCAUCUUACAAUCGGUCUACCUAGACUCAUUGAUUUGCACUAGUUUAAUGUGUUUAUACUCAUUGUUUCUAUUUGUUAAACUGUUUUAUGUACCUGACUUGGUGUAAGGCACCUUGACUUUGAAAGAUGCCAGAUGAAUAAAAGUCUAACAUGCAUUACAAA